Molecule: messenger RNA, 1734 nt
Organism: Raphanus sativus (radish)
Lineage: Eukaryota; Viridiplantae; Streptophyta; Magnoliopsida; Brassicales; Brassicaceae
Exons: 8
Coding region: 70-1452 (460 amino acids)
Biological process (GO): molybdate ion transport
Cellular component (GO): membrane
Molecular function (GO): molybdate ion transmembrane transporter activity
Source: RefSeq, a predicted model, not a curated record
CACUCCUUCUUCUUCCUCUUCUUCUAGUUGUCUCCAACUCUGAGAGUGAGAGGAGAAGCGAAAGCAAGAAUGGAGGUAUUCUACUACUUGGUUUUCGGGGUGAUGGCUGCCGUAGUGGCGGCGUUGGAGCUGAGCAAGACGAACAAGGAUCGGAUCAACACUUCUUCUUCCUUCAAUUCCUUCAAGAACAAUUACCUCGUCGUCUUCUCUAUCAUGAUGGCUGGGGAUUGGCUUCAGGGGCCUUAUGUGUAUUACCUGUACAGCACUUAUGGUUUCGGGAAAGGAGAUAUUGGUCAGCUUUUCAUCGCUGGUUUUGGCUCCUCCAUGUUGUUUGGUACCAUUGUUGGAUCUCUCGCUGACAAACAGGGUCGAAAGAGGGCAUGUGUUACUUACUGCAUAGUUUACAUAUUGAGCUGCAUCACCAAGCACUCUCCACAGUACAGAGUUUUGAUGGUUGGUCGUAUCUUGGGUGGUAUUGCUACUUCUCUCUUGUUUUCAGCCUUUGAAUCUUGGCUCAUUGCUGAGCAUAACAAGAGGAACUUUGACCAACAGUGGCUGUCACUGACAUUCUCUAAGGCGGUUUUCCUUGGAAAUGGUCUGGUCGCUAUUCUCUCCGGGUUGUUUGGAAACCUUCUUGUCGAUACUUUCUCAUUUGGCCCUGUAGCUCCCUUUGACGCCGCCGCAUGCAUUCUUGCGAUUGGAAUGGCCAUCAUUUUGUCAACAUGGUCGGAGAAUUAUGGAGAUCCAUCGGACAGUAAAGAUCUGCUGACUCAGUUCAAAGUUGCUGCCAUAGCCAUAGCUUCAGAUGAGAAGAUUGCAUUGCUAGGGGCUAUUCAAUCUCUUUUUGAAGCCUCGAUGUACACAUUUGUUUUCCUGUGGACACCAGCUCUGAGCCCAAACGACGAAGAAAUUCCACAUGGCUUCGUAUUUGCGACCUUCAUGUUGGCCUCCAUGUUGGGAAGCUCUCUUGCCGCUCGUCUCAUGGCUCGUUCAUCUCUCAGAGUCGAAAACUACAUGCAAAUUGUCUUUCUAGUCUCCGCUGCUUCUCUUCUGCUUCCCAUCACAACAAGUGUCUUGGUGACGCCAUCAAAGGUGAAAGAGGAAGGCUUGUCUUUGACUUGCUCCAUUCAACUACUUGGUUUCUGUGUUUUCGAGGCUUGUGUUGGAAUCUUUUGGCCAUCGAUCAUGAAGAUGAGAUCACAGUAUAUCCCUGAAGAAGCAAGAAGCACCAUAAUGAAUUUCUUCCGUGUUCCGCUCAACAUAUUUGUCUGCAUCGUCUUGUACAACGUUGAUGCAUUUCCAAUCACGAUCAUGUUUGGUAUGUGCUCAAUCUUCCUCUUCGUAGCUUCCAUAUUACAACGGCGGCUUAUGGUCAUCUCCGAAAAGCCAAAGGGAGAAGAGUGGAGUCCAAUGAAGGAUAGAAACUCUGAAGUUGAUCCUCUUACCCUCUGAUCAUUUUCCACUUUUUUUUGGUUAAUUGAUUUUCGCCGAAUCAUUGAGAAAUAGAGAAAGAAACAGUCUAAAUGAAGAAAGGUAAUGAUUUGCUCAAGAUUUUGCAUGUAUGGUUUAGUGAUGUUGAUUUUUUUUUAAUAGUGUACGUAACUCUCUAUUUUGCCUUUACCAAUUGAAUGUUAUAAUUUUACAAAUAGUGUGUUUUAAGUUUGUGAACUUCUUUGUUCACUAUGUACUAGAAAUUGAUCUCACUCUUUCCACAUGUUUAAUGCUUUUUCACUA